ACAAAGGGCAAAAACCAGUAAUUCACUUCACUCUCUGGUGCUGAGAAGUGAGAAAAGAUGGCUUCUUUGGUACUGAGUCAACUCGCUUUUCCAUCAGAAAAUGGUUACAAAGUGUGGGAAGAUCCAUCUUUUGUUAAAUGGAGAAAAAGGGAUCCUCAUGUUACUUUGCACUGCCACGAAUCUGUUGAAGGAUCUCUGAAAUACUGGUGCGAACGCAAUAAAGUGGAACUUUCGGUAUCCAACUCGGCAGUUUGGAACGACGAAGCUGUUCAGAGCGCGCUCGACAGUGCGGCUUUUUGGGUCAAAGGCUUGCCUUUCGUGAAGUCUUUGUCUGGUUAUUGGAAAUUUUUGUUGGUUUCCAAUCCUGCAGCUGUUCCAAAAAAUUUCUAUGAAAGCGAAUUUAAGGAUUCUGACUGGGAAACUUUGCCGGUUCCUUCCAACUGGCAAUUGCAUGGAUUUGAUCAGCCUAUUUAUACCAAUGUUGUGUAUCCAUUUCCGCUUGAUCCUCCUCAUGUUCCUACCGAUAACCCUACAGGCUGCUACAGGACAUACUUCCACAUUCCUAAAGAAUGGAAGGGUCGCCGGAUUUUGUUGCACUUUGAAGGUGUUGAUUCUGCCUUCUUUGCAUGGGUAAAUGGAGUACCUGUUGGAUACAGUCAGGAUAGUCGGUUGCCUGCAGAGUUCGAAAUAACAGAUUAUUGUUAUGAUUCGGACAAGAAGAACGCCCUCUCCGUUCAAGUAUUUAGGUGGAGUGAUGGGUCUUACCUUGAAGAUCAAGAUCAUUGGUGGUUAUCCGGGAUUCACCGAGAUGUGCUUCUCCUUUCUAAGCCACAGGUCUUCAUUGCAGAUUACUUUUUCAAAUCAAACCUUGCUGAUGACUUCUCCUAUGCAGAUAUACAGGUUGAAGUGAAAUUAGAUUACUCAAGAGAGACAUCUAAAGAAACAGUUCUUACAGACUAUGUCUUAGAAGCUGUAUUAUAUGAUUUUGGGAGCUGGUACAAUCGCAAUGGAAAUGUUGAUCUGCUCUCAACGAAUGUGGCUAACAUGCAACUCAACUGCUUCCCCACUCGAACUCUAGGAUUUCAUGGUAAUAUGCUUGAGGGGAAACUAGAAAAGCCCAAGCUAUGGUCUGCUGAACAUCCAAAUUUGUACACACUGGUUAUCGUGCUUAAGGAUGCAUCGGGCAACGUAGUAGACUGUGAAUCAUGCCCAGUUGGUAUAAGACAAGUAUCAAAAGCCCCGAAGCAGCUACUUAUUAAUGGGCGUCCUGUUGUAAUAAGAGGUGUGAACAGGCACGAGCAUCAUCCGCGUGUGGGGAAGACUAACAUAGAGGCUUGCAUGGUUAAGGAUUUGGUUGUAAUGAAGCAACAUAAUAUAAAUGCUGUGAGAAACAGCCACUAUCCUCAACAUCCCCGUUGGUACGAGUUGUGUGACCUAUUUGGAAUGUAUAUGAUAGAUGAAGCCAAUAUCGAAACACAUGGUUUUGAUCUUUCUGGACAUCUGAAGCAUCCUACACAGGAACCUAUCUGGGCUGCAGCAAUGAUGGACCGUGUUAUAGGCAUGGUUGAAAGGGACAAAAAUCAUGCAUGCAUUUUUUCGUGGUCCUUAGGAAAUGAGGCUGGAUAUGGACCUAAUCAUUCUGCUUCAGCCGGAUGGAUUCGUGGAAGGGACCCUGCACGAGUAUUACAUUAUGAAGGUGGUGGAUCUAGAACCCCAUCCACUGAUAUUGUAUGCCCAAUGUAUAUGCGCGUUUGGGACAUAGUAAAGAUUGCAAAUGAUCCAAAUGAAACACGGCCUUUAAUUUUAUGCGAGUAUUCACAUGCCAUGGGAAACAGCUGUGGAAAUCUACAUGAAUAUUGGGAAGCAAUUGAUAAUGUUUUCGGCCUCCAAGGUGGCUUCAUAUGGGAUUGGGUUGACCAGGCCCUAUUGAAGGACAAUGGAAAGGGUAGCAAAUUCUGGGCAUAUGGUGGCGACUUUGGGGAUUCUCCAAAUGAUUUAAACUUUUGCUUGAAUGGUAUUACAUGGCCAGACCGAACUCCUCAUCCUACCUUACAAGAAGUUAAGCAUGUCUAUCAACCGAUCAAGGUUUAUCUAAGGGAAAGCAUGGUUAUGAUAAAGAACACUAAUUUUUACGAUACAACGGAAGGAGUGAUGUUUGAAUGGGCUGUUCUUGGGGAUGGGUGUGAACUUGGGUGUGGAGUUCUAUCCGUUCCCGUGAUAGAACCUCAGAGCAGUUAUGAUAUCGAAUGGAAGUCUGGUCCGUGGUAUCCUCUAUGGGCUUCCACGGAUUCCAUAGAAAUAUUUUUGACAAUCACCGCUAAGCUUUUGCACCCCAAACGGUGGGUUGAAGCUGGUCAUGUUGUCUCAUCGACUCAAGUUCAGUUACCUGCCAGAAGAGAUACCAUACCUCAUAUCAUCAAAGCGAAAGACGAUGUCCUUUCCACCGAACUUCUUGGGGAUAAUAUCAGAUUUAGCAACAAGUUAUGGGAGAUUACAUUGAAUACGAAAACUGGAAGUCUGGAGAACUGGAAGGUUGAAGGCGUCCCUAUAAUGAAAAAUGGCAUAUUUCCGUGCUUUUGGCGAGCACCGAUAGAUAAUGACAAAGGGGGAGGUCCGAGCAGUUAUUACUCUAAGUGGAAAGCUGCCCUUAUCGACGAUAUAGAUUUUCUAGCUGAAAGCUGUUCUAUACAAAAUAAGGCAGACAAUCUUGUGAAACUAGCCAUUGCCUACGUUGGUCUCAUUAAGGGCGAGAAUGGUACUUCAAAUGAGUCGAAAAAAGUGGCUUUAUUUGAAGUCGACAUGCUUUACACGAUCCAUAGUUCCGGUGACAUCAUUAUCGAAUCCAAUGUAAAACCGAGUUUUAAUCUUCCUCCUUUACCACGCGUUGGAGUUGAGUUCCACUUGGAAAAGUCGGUGGACCAAGUGAAAUGGUAUGGAAGAGGGCCAUUUGAGUGUUACCCGGAUCGAAAAGCUGCGGCUCAUGUUGGGGUUUUUGAGCGGUCGGUGGAAGAUAUGCAUGUUCCUUACAUAGUUCCAGGGGAGUCAGGGGGGAGAGCGGAUGUCAGAUGGGUGACGUUUCAAGACAAGGAUGGUGUUGGAAUGUAUGCUUCAACAUUCGGAACAUCUCCACCUAUGCAACUGAAUGCAAGUUAUUAUAGCACCGCUGAGCUUGAUCGGGCAAUUCGGAAUGAAGAACUUGUCAAAGGGGAUAACAUCGAGGUGCAUCUUGACCACAAGCACAUGGGCAUCGGCGGAGACGAUAGCUGGACAGCCUGCGUACACGAGAAGUAUCUGGUUCCGGCCGUGCCUUACUCGUUCUCGAUCCGGUUAUGUCCCAUAACUGCAGCUACUUCUGGCCAAGAUCUCUUCAAGUCCCAACUUCAAAACUGAGUCCAUUUUCAUAUGUACUAUUUGCAAAUAACUUUUUGAAGUAUGGACAUCAUGAGGGCCUGGGACGCCCUCAGGACACACUGUAAUAAGACGUUUUCAUUUAGUUUUCAUGUGGAUACAAGAGCGACUUAUUUUAAUAAUAAAUAAAAGGGUUAAUGGCACCAA
Molecule: messenger RNA, 3555 nt
Organism: Hibiscus syriacus
Lineage: Eukaryota; Viridiplantae; Streptophyta; Magnoliopsida; Malvales; Malvaceae
Product: beta-galactosidase-like
Exons: 17
Coding region: 58-3390 (1110 amino acids)
Biological process (GO): lactose catabolic process
Cellular component (GO): beta-galactosidase complex
Molecular function (GO): beta-galactosidase activity; carbohydrate binding
Source: RefSeq, a predicted model, not a curated record